Histoplasma mississippiense is the source of this 2274-nucleotide messenger RNA. RefSeq lists its product with no specific name. The record is from RefSeq and is a predicted model, not a curated record. Gene Ontology annotation, cellular component: nucleus. Gene Ontology annotation, molecular function: DNA-binding transcription factor activity, RNA polymerase II-specific. Gene Ontology annotation, biological process: aromatic amino acid catabolic process; positive regulation of transcription by RNA polymerase II. The transcript is spliced from 6 exons. NCBI's taxonomy places the organism in Eukaryota, Fungi, Ascomycota, Eurotiomycetes, Onygenales, Ajellomycetaceae. The coding region runs from base 1 to 2274 and encodes 757 amino acids.
AUGUCUACCGCUCCGGCUCGUGUCCACAAGCGGGCUUAUCAGUCUGAGCGACCUAGCCCUCUUGCUAGCCCGUAUGGCAGAAGCCUCGAUGAGUUUAACCCAGUGGCCAAUUCUCUUGCAACACGGGGUGGUAAUGGUAGUCAAAUCAGAAUACCUCAGGAGAUCAUACGACAGAUGACAUCCGGCGAUUAUCGACCCCAAAGUGGCUCGUAUGGUGGUGAGAAAACAGUAGCAGCCCUCCUUCGUGACGCUGCCUACACUUCUCAUGACGCCCUAAAGCUUCUUUGGGAAGCAGGGAGACAUAGCGAACGAGAGCGGGGAAUUGUACCUGGCACCGCAACAUCUGCAAAACCUUCCGAAACUUCCAGCGGGCCCUUGCGGCCAUCUGUGACUUCAUCAAGGAAGCACAGCUCUGGGACCGACGAUCCCCGCCAACCUUGGUCGAAUUUGCGUUUUGUUCGAACAGGCCUUUUUACUGCGGAGGAAGCCAUGGACCUCGUCAACUAUUUUCAUGCUUACCUCGCACCAUUUACCCCUGUUUCCUCUUCCUCCUUUCAGGACCCAUCCAUGCAUCCAACCUUGCUGGUCGAAGAACCCAUUCUUGCUGUCACAAUAUUGAUGCUGGCCUCUCGGUACAUGAAGCUCUCGGGUCCCGGAUCGAUUUCUAGGUCUUAUAUGGUUCACGAACGCCUAUGGCAACAUCUACAGGGAAUGAUUUCUCGCAUGAUAUUUGGCCAAGAACAGUUCGCUGGUGCUACCCAUGAUAACGGUUCCUCAACUGAUUUUUCUGGCCAAGCUGCUGAAUCCGCUCUUGCUGGAUCCACCUUUGGAAGUCUUCGCACCUUGGGGACGUGUGAAGCUUUGCUUUUGCUAUCUGAAUGGCAUCCUCGCUCCCUGAAUGUUCCAGCUGGUGAUGACGGAGACAGCAUAAUUGUGAAAGAUGAGGUCCGACGGACCCGGGCCAGCACUGCCGGAAUUGGUGGCCGCAUUCGGAUUGACUGGCUCGAACCUGUUUGGAGAUCGGAUCGAAUGUGCUGGUCCAUGCUAGGGAAUGCGCUGGCGCUUGCGGUUGAGCUUGGUAUCUUCGAUGAAUAUGAUAACACAACCAUAGGAGCUCGGGAAUCGCGCCGGGAUAUAUGGAACGACCCGUCCUCGAGCCAGCGAGCAUAUCGCGUACAGCAUUUACUUUGGGUAUAUCUCACCCAGACCUCGGGAAGGCUAGGGUGGAAAAAUCUGACGUCGGUAUCUGUAAGCCACCAUGAGGCUAGUCUGAAGCAUGGUGAUACUAUUCGAUGUUGGAUAGGAGUUGCCUCGCUCAUGAAACGAGGAAACGAGCUUCUGUUUACUUCUCGAGAGAGAACAAAGGAGAUGGUUCGAAGUGGUGAAUAUCUUGCAAUUCUUCGUAUUCUCAACCCUUUGCUUAGGGAGUGGCAGAUGGAAUUUGAUCGAGCAAAACUCUCAAAACCGAUGCGGGCCAUACUUUCGAUAGAGUAUGGAUAUGUUCGAGUGUCCAUCAACAGCGUAGCUCUUCAAGCUAUUAUUGAGCACCGUAACCGCGUUACCAGUGACGGUACAGAUAUGCGAGUUUCAUCGGUGCUUAAUACCUCCGAAGGAAAUAGUGAAUAUUUUAUGGAAGUGGUUCUUGCCGCUCGUUCCAUUCUGCAAACAGUCGUGGACGAUCUCGUGCCCAACGAUCACCUACGACAUGUUCCCAUACGAACCUAUUCGAGGAUCCUCGCAGGAGCGAUGUUUUGUCUGAAGGCAUUUGCCCUUGGAGAUAAGGAUGAAGAAACUGUGGUCUCACUCGAGUUAGUUGAGCGUACCGCAGAUGCGCUUUGUACAUGUGUAGUGGAUGACGUUCACUUGAGCAACCGGUUUGGUGAACUUCUCUCGGCGUUAGCAACAAGUCUUCGAAGUCGGGUUAUGAGAGCCAUAAGAAAUGAGAAUUACCAGAGCGAGAAUAUGACUCCCGGUAAUACUCCAUCACAACGCCAAGAUAGAGCUACCGCAGAUAUUCCUACCACCUCUAACCCUACCUCUUACGACCCACCUGCCGACUCAGCAGAUACGGAACCUAUGGUGACCCCGAAGCAAGAUUACAAUUUGCAAAACUCAUCAAGUGUCCCUGCAGCAACUGGCGAACCAAGCGCUUAUCAGCCUAUCAAUCCAGCCAAUGGAAUUUUCGAGCAAAGCUCCUUUCAUCAGGAUCCUCUGAUGAGCUUCGCUGGCUUAGGCCCAAAUCAGCUGGGGUGGACGGGAAAUCGUGGUGUUUAA